Messenger RNA from Phalacrocorax carbo (great cormorant), 2438 nucleotides. Lineage: Eukaryota; Metazoa; Chordata; Aves; Suliformes; Phalacrocoracidae. The record is from RefSeq and is a predicted model, not a curated record.
GCCCCGGCGCUCCCAGGAGAGCGGGGUCCCUCGUUAGCCAGCCCGUGGCUUGGCCGCGCAGCUCCUCCGGCGACCGGGGAGGCUUGCUGAGGCACCGUAACUUUUGUCCAUCGCGCCCCACAGCCGGCUCGCAGCCCGAGCCCAUGCCGCCCGCCACGGCACCGGGGGCCGCCCGCGGGGCGCGGUAUCCUCCACGGCCACCCCCGGGCGCGGGGUGGGGGGGGGCGGCGCAGCGGGCCCCGGCCGCCGGCAGCCCCCCUGGCCGGCGCCCACGCCCAGGCGCUGCCGUGCGGCAGACAAUGGGGGCCGGCAGCCCCGCGCCCGCCGGGCUGAGGCGGCGGUUACUCACCGAACAAGAGCUCACGGCAAGCAGCAGUGGCCGAGCAGCAUCUGGGAUCACCAAGCUACGUCUAUGAACUCCUUUAUCUGCGGAUUAUCUUGGGCUCCUGGAACUAAGGAUACAAGGCUGAUUCCCCAGAAGCUGCUGGAAUGCAACUGCAGAGCAAUGGAAUGUGUCUUAUUUUCUAAGGAAACAUUAUGAGUUCUUUACAUAACAUUACUUCGACGUUAUAGUAAUGACUUCCAGAAGAAUGCUGCUAAUUGCAAGGAUGAAGAAAUAAGUCUGAAGACAGUGCUGCCUUUUAGAACAAUUAUAAUUUCAUUAAAAUAGGAACAUAACUUAAAGAUAGAUUUUAUUCUCUUUGAUGAUUUACUCAUGCAAACUGCACAUAAAAGAAAACAGUACAGUUUGUGAAACAUGUCAAAUGUAAAGACCCAAAAUGCUAAGUACAGAAGUAGUGUGACGUACGUCUCAAAACGGAAUCCGUGGUAGUACGACAAAUAACUUUUCUCUAUUUGCUGAACACAGAUUUUAAUGGUUCUUCUUCCAGCCCCACUGUUAAAUUCAUUAACUGUUUACAUGUCUCCUAUACACUUAUGUAGACUUAUUUUACAAGCGUGACAGUUUUGUUAUAAAAAAACUCCACUUAUAUAAAUAUGAUUUAAAAGCUUUUGUGUUUAGGAGAGCAAAUUAUGGUAUAACCAACGAGGCCUUAUCUAGUCCACCAAAACUACAAUGAAAAAUGACUGUAUAGCUUUCUUGCAGAAUUCACAUUUUGUGCCUUUGCAGUUAAUUUCCUUCUCACAAGAGGUCCAUUGUAUUUCACCAUCCUGGAAACGUUCAGUAACUGUUACAGCUUUUUAUCUUGAAAUUGGGAAAGUAAGACUUUUAAACACAUGAGGUUAUCAACUCAACUUUCUUUGUUUUAAAAUACAAAAUAUUUAGAAUCCCUAUUAUUUUCAUGCUUAAAGCCCUGCAAUGAUACAUAUAUGACUUAGAUACUUCUUUGUCCAGUUUUCAUUAUAGUAUGGUUGUAUAUAUAUCUAUUGUAGAAAUUGUGAUUUUCCUGUGGAUCAGUUGCGAUUUUAGAUUUAAAACUGAAUCAAAUAGAAACUUGAUGGCACUGACACUUAAAAACACAUAGUAUAGUGUGGAGAAGGAAGAGCAAAUGAACUACACAACCCAUUAUAAAUGCAUUAAAUCUUUGUUAUAUACAUAAUGGAAUCCUGCUUUACUGCCAGUUGCUACUAUGCAUCUGCUUUUGCUAUUAUACAAAGUUUUCCGACCUGAAAGCACACAUCUACUUUUUUUAAACAACUUAAUCUAUUGUAAAAUAUUGUACUGUAUUUUGAACAUGAGUACAGAAUCAAAAUAGAUAAUGGCACAUUUAAAAAACUCAGUAUCCUACAGAUGACUGGAUAAUGAGAAAAAGUGUACCUACAAUCAUCUCAUCAGAAACAAACUACAUCAUGGAAUGUUAGUUAUCCAAGUUCGCACAGUAAAUAACAUUUUAAAACUGCAAUCACCUAUCAGCCAGCAUCACAUUGAAGGCAUCUUUAAACAUUCAAGCAAAAGACUGCUGGCAUUAACUACUGAACCAUUCUCACGCACACACCACACACACCACAUUAUAAUUACAUUGUUUCCAAGAUACGGUAGAUACUGAUUUUUUUUUUCCACAAGAAAGGUAUCAAAAUUUUUGCUACUAAAAGAUGACAGUGCUUACACAAGAAUUAAGUACAAGUUAGCUUGCAAAUACAAGACAAUGACAAAAAAAAGUCUUGAGUUGUCUGAAGAAGGAUUUUAGGCUUUUCUGGCAUCCAAAACCAUGAGUGAACUCCUUACUCUGCGACUCAAAAAUCCACAAAAUAUCAGCCUACUUUGGAAUACUAAACAUUCCAUAUUUGAUAACCCUGUAUUUUACAAUAUGCUUACUGGUUUCAGCCUAGCAACAAAGGGUAUUUAUAGAUAUCUAUUCUGACUGGAGAAAUAAAGCUCUCCUGCCCCCAGAAUGAAAGCAUUGGCGGGGGGGAAAAAAAACCACCUGACAUAAAUUUAAAAGAAAAAAAAAAAUCUCAAAUCUAUUUAGUAAUGAUCC